Molecule: messenger RNA, 984 nt
Organism: [Candida] anglica
Lineage: Eukaryota; Fungi; Ascomycota; Pichiomycetes; Serinales; Debaryomycetaceae
Source: the annotation of a GenBank genome assembly
CAUAAUAGUUUUACUACUUGAUAUAUUCCUCUUGAAAUCACGAGAAGAUGAAUGUCAGUGAUAGAAGAAGGCUUUUGGGGCCAUUAAAUGCCAAGCUCCCGGUUUCUGCUGUAGGUUCCGAGGAUGUAAAGAUCAGUACAAAGGCAAAUGAUGAAAUCAGAAAAAUGUUCUUAAAGACUGGUUUAGUUGGUAAUGCUAAUGGAUCCGCAUACUUGGAAGUUGAUGAUACAAUUAUUGAAGUGUCUGUAUUUGGACCCAGACCUAUUAAGGGGUCCUUCAUCGACAGAGCAUCGUUUUCUGUAGAAUGCAAGUUUUUGCCAUAUAUACCUCAACCAAAUGAAGUUACAUUCAAUGGUAGCUCAACAACUUUUAAUAAUAAUGGUAAGCCAGGUUUAUCCAAUAUUGAACAAAAGAUCUCGUCAUAUCUUGAAACUUCUUUGUUAGCAUCGAUCUUACUUGAAAAAUACCCUAAAUCUACAAUUGAUGUUUUUGUCACCAUAAUAUCAACAAACUCUACAUCCCAAUCAAAUACUUCGUUACUUCAUUUAUGUAACUGGAUAGUAAACUGUUCUUCUUUGGCCUUGGUUGACUCAGGGAUCGAAUUAAAGGACAUAGUGACCAGUGGUCAAGUACGUUUGAACUGUAAGACAAAUGAAUUAAUUCUUGAUCCUGAAUAUGAUGAUAACACUUCAGCAGCACAUGAUGAUGACAGUCUUGAUUGCGUGGUCAGUUUUAUGAAUAUGAGAAAUGAUGAUAUUGUUGGAUUUUGGAUUGAAGGAAAUCAAAAUGAAUUAGAUGAAGAUGUCACAAUGAAACUUAUUGAAGGUUGUAACACUAUGUCCAAGGCUGUUAGGAGCAACAUUAACUCAUACCUUGUGAAUCUUUUGCAAUAGACAUGUAUAUUAUAUUAAAAGCCAAUCGAUAAAUAACAUAAAUAAAACGUUACAUAUAAAUAUAUAUAUAAAAAAAAAUACAAGAGAAUUU